AUGUCGAGUAGCUUGGGAAGUUUCUCAGGAAGGAGUAGCUCGGCAUGUAGCUCCAGAAGUGAUGGCGAGAACUCGUUUGAUGCUGACGAACUUCUGCAGAUAGGGACUAGGCGUAGGGAGCUAAGGAAAGAAAAGGACAUGCUGAACAAAUCGCAGCCCCAUAGUAUCGAACUAGUCAGAAGGUUGGAACUCCAGACGAAGUCAUUAUCAGAAUCUCGCUUAGAAGACACAGCAAGAAUUCGGACGAUGGAGAAAGAUUUGUUGAAUUGCUAUAAAGAAAUUGAUUACUUGCGAGAUCAACUAAUUUUCAGAAGCAAGGAAGUGAACUAUCUCAAUGAACAUGUGCACGAGCUUGAGUUGAAAUUGGCCGAGUCAGGGAACUUGGAAGAAGAAGUUAAUUGUCUGAGAGAGGAGCUGUGUAUGUCGAAAUCCGAGCAUUUGUUGCUGUUUCAAGAACUCGAGAGCAAAGAAACAGAGCUGCAGUGUUCGUCUCUUUCCAUAGAGAAACUGGAGGAGACCAUCUCAUCCUUGACAUUGGAGUCCUUGUGUGAAAUAGAAAGCAUGAAGCUUGAUAUAACAUCGUUGGAGCAAGCACUCUUUGAUGCAAUGAAAAUCCAAGAAGAAAGUGUUCAAGAAAAAGAUCAGUUGAGAGGAAUAAUCAAAGAGGUCCAGUUUCAGUCUCAAGAGGCCCAAGAGAAUGUCAAGUUCUUUGAGAAGCAAAACAGAGAGCUGAGGGAGAGAAUUUCUGCCUCUGAGAAGAGUAUCAAAGAUUUUUUUCACAGUACCAAAGAACGGUUAGAAAGUAAAAUCGAACAACCUCUAGAUGCAGAGUGCUUCUUCGCUGAAUUGAGCCAUGUGCUUCCAGUGUCCAAUGAAGUUUGUGAAUGUUUCGAUGCAAUCAUCAAGAAACUAGAACUUUCCCGGAAUGUAAAUUUGAUUGGUAAAAUGGAGAGUAUGGAGAAACAGAUGCAGCAGCACGAAGAUCUUGUGAAGCGGCUAAAGGACGAAUUGAAAGAGGAGAAACUGAAGGCGAAGGAAGAAGCAGAAGACCUUACGCAAGAAAUGGCUGAAUUAAGGUAUAAGAUGACAUGUUUGGUCGACGAAGAACGCAAACGCCGUGUGUGCAUAGAACAAGCUUCAUUACAGAGAAUAGCAGAACUAGAAGCACAGAUCAAGAGAGAGAUGAACAAGCCCUCUUCCACUGAUAUGCUGCCUCUUUCCGUGUUAUGA
Messenger RNA from Microthlaspi erraticum, 1230 nucleotides. Lineage: Eukaryota; Viridiplantae; Streptophyta; Magnoliopsida; Brassicales; Brassicaceae. The record is from the annotation of a GenBank genome assembly.